AUGCCCCCAGCUGAUCUCUCCUCCCUCCCGACCGAAGCAACGAGCUACCUCCUCCGCCAAGCACUUGCGGACCGCGUCGCCGGCGUCCUCAUCGGCUCCGCCCUCGGUGAUACGAUCGGCCUCUACACCGAGUUCCUCUCCGCUGCCGACGCCGCAACAGCCUACCCCACCCGGCGCUUCACCCUGUGUGGGCCCAAGAAUGAGGGGCCGACCCUUUUCAAACUGGACAUGCAUCGCGCGCCCAAAGAGCCAGGUCACUGGACCGACGACACGGAUCACGCCCUGCUGUUGCUGCUGUCUUUCCUUCUUACCGCGAGCACAGACCUCCCCCCAGAUAAGCAGCCGCUUCCGACGCAAGCAGACCUCGCGAAAAGGUUAAGGGUCUGGGUCCGUCAGGGCCUACCGCCGCUGGAUACCCUCCCGCUUGGUCUGGGCCGCACAGUAGGGAGUAUUGUUGCCUCAGCGGGGUUCGACACCUCCCCUGAGGCUGUUGCGCGCGAGUAUUGGGAGCGGACGGGGCGGGUGGUCGCACCAAAUGGGAGUCUGAUGCGGACACAUCCUUUAGGGGUGAUAUGUCUGUUUCGGGAGGAAAGGGAGGCGUUUGCGCUAGCAGCGGAGAUCUCGCGUGUGACACAUGUUGACCCGAGGUGUGUGGUUGCAUGUGUGAUUGGGACGGGGUUGGUAAGGGGCUUGGUUAACGGGGAGGUGAGGGAUUGGCAUGGGGUUGAAGGGGUUGUGGAGAGGGGGGUUGAGUGGUACGUCAAGGAGGGAAAACAGGGCGGCGAUCAAGACUGGAAAGAAGAUGAUUGGGAGCAUUUGCAAAGUUAUGUUGGGAGGAAGGUUGGACUGGAUGAGCUGAAACUUGAUGAGCACGGUGCCAUUGGGUACGUAUAUAAGACACUUGGUUCGGGGGUUGUGCUGCUGAGGAUGGCGAUGGAGCGGCUAGGGAAUGGAAAUGAGGGGUUCCCUCAGAAGGGCAAGGUCUUUGAGGAGCUGAUAACAGACCUGGUAAUGCAUGGAGGAGACGCCGACACAAAUGCUUGCUUUGCUGGAGCCCUGUUAGGAGCAUAUCUUGGAUACUCGGCGUUGCCAGGUCACUGGAAGCACGGUCUGAAGCAUGGAGAUUGGCUAUCAGGCAAAGUUGAAGCUCUCUGCCGCGCACUCGGCUUGUUAGACGGCAGCUACGCAGGAGUUCACGACCCAGACACGGAAAUAUAUGGAGGAAAGUAUCCAAUUAGUGAUGAUGAAAUGGAGCAACGUUGGAUGUUGCUCCAAGCUGAUGUUGCAGCGAAAAUGGACAAGUCAGCAAAAGCUGAGGCGUUGAAGGCACCGACUUCAAACCCGUGGUUAAGAUGGCCAUUACCAUGGCCGCCCAAAACCAGAAAGCGAGGGUGA
This is a messenger RNA of Thermochaetoides thermophila DSM 1495, 1395 nucleotides long. RefSeq lists its product as uncharacterized. NCBI's taxonomy places the organism in Eukaryota, Fungi, Ascomycota, Sordariomycetes, Sordariales, Chaetomiaceae. Bases 1 to 1395 code for a protein of 464 amino acids. The record is from RefSeq and is a predicted model, not a curated record. The transcript has a single exon.